This is a messenger RNA of Penaeus indicus, 1553 nucleotides long. RefSeq names its product cysteine-rich motor neuron 1 protein-like. The transcript has 7 exons. NCBI's taxonomy places the organism in Eukaryota, Metazoa, Arthropoda, Malacostraca, Decapoda, Penaeidae. Bases 363 to 1538 code for a protein of 391 amino acids. Gene Ontology annotation, molecular function: serine-type endopeptidase inhibitor activity; protein binding. The record is from RefSeq and is a predicted model, not a curated record. Gene Ontology annotation, cellular component: plasma membrane.
GGCGGCACGAGCUGAACCCACCCGGCGAGGGCCACGGGACACGAGCAGCGCCGAGCCAGUUACGCUGUACCAGUGGGAGAGAGAGGAUGCUCGGCGUGCGCUCCGUGCUAGAUAUAUGUAGCUAAAGUGUGUGUGAAAACAUACUUUCUUGAUAAAAAAAGGAAAGUAACUUAACACUAAGCAAACGCAGGAGAGAAACAUAUAAAGAAAAAAAAAAACAAAGAAUCGUAAUAAUCAUAGUGAAAAUCUGAAGUGAAAAUAGAAAUAGAAAUAAGUGUGUAUAUGAGAUUUUAGUAAUAGAAAAAAAAGAACUGUACAUUUUCGAGGUCAAAUAGAGUGUGACUUGACCCUUGACCUCCAAGAUGGGUCAGCCGUCCCCCUUCGUGGUGGGCGUCGUGGUACUCCUGAUGGGCGUGGCCAUAGGCGUGGCCACCACCGAACCCGCAGUCGAGAUUCAAACGGAAGCCCCGCCCCCUAGAGCUGACGCCCCCGUUGAGUUUAAAGACUGCCCCAUGUACGUGCUGGGCGAGCUGCAGGGCAUGCGGCGGCACGGCGAGCGGUGGCUCAACGACGGGUCGGAGUGCGAGUACUGCGAGUGCACGGACGGCCAGGAGAGGUGUUUCUUCCACUACUGCAACUCCGGCCUCAAGGAGACCUACAUGACGCCCCCUUCGGCAGCGACGCCCGGAGAGAAGAGCCCCGCCGACCAGCCGCCCGCACGCCCGCCCCUGGACGACGAGGACGUGUCCGACCCCGACGAGGAGCAGGAGGGCUCGGGCACGCAGCCCUGGGAGGAAGGCUACUACAACGUGCGAGAGCCUGCGGAGGACGACCUCGAGCCGAGGAAGACGGAGUCGUCCGGUCGUGGCGGUGAAGCGAACGACCCCAGAGACGACAAGAACCCGAGGGACAACGAGACGCACGACCCCCGCCCCUGGUGUGGUUCCCUCCCCUGCAGGAAGACGUGUCCCCAUGGUUAUAAGGUGGACCCGACCACAGGCUGCCGGAAAUGCAAGUGCUUCAAGUGCCAGCCCUUGCGGAGGUGUUACCUCAAGUGCCGCUUCGGAUACGUCGCGGAUGAGAGGGGCUGCAAGAAAUGCCAGUGCCGCGACCAGAGUGCCAAGGUCUCCGUCAUCACAUCGCUGGACGACAAUGAUUUCAUCGUCGAGGAGGGCUACGGCGUGUCUUCUGAAGUGUUCAGCAACGGGACGUACGCUGAAGUGGCUGAGAGUGGCGGCGUCUACGUGACAGCCGGAGAGGAGGAGACGCAGGAACCCGACCCUUCAUGUAACACUACACGCGUCGAGGGCUGCAUAGACGGGCGCGGGGUAUACGCCGUGGGCGCCUGGUGGGAGCGCGGCGCCUGUGUCUCUUGCACUUGCGUUGCCCCGGGCUACACGGAGUGCAACGUGACCCAGUGCGCGCCCCCGCCCUGCCCCGCCCACCGACAGAAGCGCCUCAAGAACGAGUGCUGCGCCAUCUGCAGUCCAGGUGCUCCUCGACGCGCUUUGUCUAGGCCUCCGGUGCAGUUGGCAUAGGCCUUGCUCUGUUUC